This is a messenger RNA of Parasteatoda tepidariorum (common house spider), 3291 nucleotides long. Its product is annotated as ras guanyl-releasing protein 3. The record is from RefSeq and is a predicted model, not a curated record. Gene Ontology annotation, molecular function: calcium ion binding; guanyl-nucleotide exchange factor activity. Gene Ontology annotation, cellular component: plasma membrane. Gene Ontology annotation, biological process: Ras protein signal transduction. Lineage: Eukaryota; Metazoa; Arthropoda; Arachnida; Araneae; Theridiidae.
GAAAAAUCUUCCUUGACGUCAUUGGCUUAUCGACGUUGCUUAGCAACCAGCUCUCAUAACAUCCUGCUGUUCCAAAAGCGCCAAGCAAAGCCAGAGAAAAGAAUUAAAUAAAUUUUUCAUCCGAAAAAUGUAUUACGCAUGAAACUGAGUUUUAAUUCAACUGUCCAUUUGGAAUUCUACUUCUUAUUCGGUUUUUUCGUGCAUUAAUUCUGAUAAAAACAUUUGCAGUUUCUUAAAUUAAAGUAAAAAUGUCUGUAAAAAGUUGUUUGUUGUUUUGUUAUACGGGAGGACCCAGUUGAAGUUGGCGACUCAAAUGCAUAUACCAUGCCAGCGGAAAAAGAAAGCAAGUUCUUCUCUGUUUAUUUGUUUUGGAUUCGGGAAACGUCAAUUUUUCUAUCAGCACGUGCCUGUUUAGAAUGUAUUAGCUAAUCAUUAAUUUAUCGUGCUUUUGUGUUUUAAGAGUAAAUAAUGAUUGUUUGUUUACCGCAUUUGUCAAGAAAAGUCGGUUCAACUUUUAUUCACUAAUUGAGGUGUUCAUACUUAUUGAAAAAAAUGAUUGCAUUUGAAAAAAACUAUGUAUCAUGGCCAAAUGAUUCCAGCCAUUUAAAUAAUAAUGUGAUGUUGCUAGAAGAGGAACGGCCUAUAAUUCCUGGCGUUUCUGUAAAGGCUGCUUCGUUUGAUGCAUUAGUUUGUUUACUGAUUGAUUCUUUUUUACCGUCAGGAGGGUUAAAGGAAGAGAACAGCAAUUUUCCCAGAGUCAUACUGCUUAUGCACCAGUGGUUUACUUCCUCUGAAAAUUUAGCUCAUUGUCUCAUUACCAGGUUUUGGGAUUAUGAAACUGUACCUGACUGUCACUCAGCAUGUAUUCACAAUUAUCAAAAAGUCACAGAGUGUACUAUAUACCAAUAUCGAGCUCGCAUUUGUCAAACAUUCAGGUAUUGGAUACGCAUGUUUCCCAUUCAUUUUGAUCUUAAUUCCUCAUUGACAUCCAUUGUACAAGAAUUUCAAAGUCAUCUCUACAAUCAAAGUUUUUGUGUACUAGCUGAUCAUCUGGAUCUUUCUAAAUUGCCAUCAUAUGAUUGGGCGAGGAGCAUGUCAGUUCGCAACCCUCCUGCGAAGCAUACAAGAAAAAUUUCAUUAGUCUUUGAUCAUUUGGAACCCAGUGAACUUGCUGAGCAUAUUACUUUUCUGGAACAUAAAGUUAUGCGUAGAAUUACAUUUUCAGAUUUCAAAGCUUAUGCUGAAUGUGGAACCCCCCAGGAUAAUCCUAAACUUGAACGAUCUAUAUCUCUAUUUAAUGGUCUUUCACAGUGGAUUCAGUGGAUGGUCUUAAGCAAGUCAUUCCCACAGCAAAGAGCUGAUGUUAUUGUUAAGUUUGUGCAAGUUGCUCAGAAACUGUUACAACAAAAUAACUUUAACUCUCUAAUGUCAGUUGUUGGGGGCUUGAGUCACAGUGCUUUAGCUAGAUUAACAAAUACGAUGGCAUGCGUACCAGCUGAAACAAAGAAAACCCUCUCAGAACUUGGUGAGCUGUUAGCUUCUGCAUCUAACUUCAGCAGCUAUAGGAAAGCUUUGAUGGAAGCAAAGGGAUUCAAAAUACCUAUCCUUGGUGUUCAUAUGAAAGAUUUAAUAUCCUUGCAUGUUGCACUCCCUGAUACCAUUGAAAAUGGCCUCAUUAAUUUUCGUAAAAUUGCACAGUUAUCAUUAAUAUUCCAAGAGCUCUGGGAACUCCAGAACUCAGUACCCAAUCUUGCUGUGAAUUCUGACUUGGUCAACACUUUACGGUUGUCGCUUGACACCCCUUACACCGAAGAUGAACUUUAUGAGUUAUCUUUGACUAAAGAGCCCAGAAAUUGUUCAUCUCCUCAAUCUUCUCCAACAAAGCUAACAGCUUUUUCUGACUGGGCCUCUGGUAUAGGUGGUCCAGCUGAUUCAGAAACUGUAGAAAAAUUUUACCUUUCAAUUGUAGAUGUGAUAAUGAAAACUUAUGAUUUAGAUGGAGAUGGUUUUCUUUCUCCAGAAGAAUAUGAAGCUGUAUAUAUAAACUUUCCUUACAUAGAUCCUUUCUCAAUAAUUGAUUCUGAAAAAGAUGGUAUGAUUAGCAGAACUGAACUGAAGGAUUAUUUUACCUCAUCAAAUUCAAAAGCCAUUAGAGUUGCUUUUCAACAUGAUUUUAAUGAAACAACUUAUUUUAAACCAACAUUUUGUGCUCAUUGUGCUGGAUUGCUGUGGGGUCUGAUAAAACAAGGCUAUAAGUGUCGUGAUUGUGGAAUUAAUGCACAUAAGCAUUGUAGAGAAUUAGUGGUCAUGGUGUGCAGAAGAACUUCUGCUACAACUUCUCGAUCUAACUCUUUUGCUACUGCUGAUGGACCAAAAAUGAAGCCCAGAAUGCAACGGCCUUGGCGACGUCAAUUAAAAAGCAGUCAAUCUGAUAGUGAUUCAAGUUUCAGUCCUAGGACAAGUGCUGAAGGUGAUUCCUGUUCUUGUGAUAAUGGAUUUGUGCUAGUUGAUGAAGCUUUUGCCACCAGUGCAAAAAAUUCCUUUGACGCAAAAGAUGCUCCCAAGAGUCCUACUUUAAAAACUCCCUCAUCUCCUAAAGUAACAUCGUUACACAGUUGUGGCUGCAAACAAGAGUUCAUGCUACCCCAGACUCCCCCUCCUCUACCAGACAAAUCUGCACAAAAACGAUCAUUGCCCUCCAAACAACACACUCUCUAAAAGUUCAAUAUUUAAUGCAAGUGACAUAUUCUAGUCUUUCUUUUUGGUGAGACUCUUUUUGAACCUUUUGGAAGGGAGUUCUUACAAAUCGAAUCUCAUUCCAGAUCUUCCAUAUUCAAAGAUGUAAGAUAGUAAUUUUUAAAGAACUUUUUAUAAGGUUUCGUCCCUUCUCAAGAUGAUUGUCUUCGAUGGAAUUUUAACCGAUUUUAUGUAUACUAGUCAUUGUGUCUGUGUCUCUAUUGUGUUUUAUGUUACAGGGCUUGAUUUCUGAAAUAGUGUGUAUAUGCACAGAAACGCAAAAGCUCAUUUAAAUUAAGAUUUUAUACAUGUUAAUUUGGUGAUCACAAAAGCACCCACUUUAUUUGAUUUUCUGAUAGCUUUUUGCAUUUGAAUAAGCUCUAAAAUAAACAAGGGGUAUAUUGAUGUAGGACUUGAGUUUAUAUAAUGAGUGAAAUUUUCAAAUUGUUUAGGAGAGCACUUUUCGUGUAAAACACCAUGAUUUUCAUUACGCAAUAAGAUAUGUUUGUGUUAUUUGUACUGUUAUAGUUAGAGAGUUCAGAAACUUAAAAUGUU